GUACGUAGACUAGAGGAACAACGUGACCUCCUUGACCGUACGUAGACUGUAGAGGAACAACGUGACCUCCUUGACCGUACGUAGACUCUUGAGGAACAACGUGACCUCCUUGACCGUACGUAGACUAGAGGAACAACGUGACCUCCUUGACCGUACGUAGACUGUAGAGGAACAACGUGACCUCCUUGACCGUAUGUAGACUAGAGGAACAACGUGACCUCCUUGACCGUAUGUAGACUCUAGAGGAACAACGUGACCUCCUAGACCGUACGUAGACUGUAGAGGAACAACGUGACCUCCUUGACCGUACGUAGACUCUUGAGGAACAACGUGACCUCCUUGACCGUACGUAGACUAGAGGAACAACGUGACCUCCUUGACCCUACGUAGACUGUAGAGGAACAACGUGACCUCCUUGACCGUACGUAGACUGUAGAGGAACAACGUGACCUCCUUGACCGUACGUAGACUCUAGAGGAACAACGUGACCUCCUUGACCGUACGUAGACUGUAGAGGAACAACGUGACCUCCUUGACCGUAUGUAGACUCUAGAGGAACAACGUGACCUCCUUGACCGUACGUAGACUCUAGAGGAACAACUUGACCUUCUUAACCUCUUGGACCCUAGGUGAUGUGUCCUUGUAUACUGUAGAUGGACUCUGUAGAAACAAGUAAACCUUGUAGACUGUACUUAGACACUGUAGAAACCACUUGACCUCGUAGACCCUUAAAUCAAAGUGAUUUAUCCCAAAAAGAUUUGAAGUAAAGAAAACUUUGACUUUUUCUGUCCUGAAUCCCCCAGAUGGACCUGCCUCAUCACUAGACAUCAACCAACCAGCUGCUAACCCUUCGGCCCUCGCCAUGGCCAUCCUCAACUCUGCCAAAUGCAGACGCAGAGCCAGCAGCAACCCUCAGGUCCCUUUGGUCAUCAUCAGCCAGCCAAUCCCCGGACCAAUCACAGGCCAGAGCAGCCCUGCCCCCCCGAUCUUGAUGAAUCACUUGAGGAAGUGACCUCUCUUCCUGUGGCACAUGAUCAGCCAACCAGUGAGAACACAGGUGUUCCGGUGACAGCCAGGGAAGACACUCCCUCACCUGAAGAGGACCAGUCUGUUGUUGUUGAAACAGAAAUAAAGAUGGAAACUGUUGAAGCUGCCGUUGCUGACAGCCAACCAGCUAUGUGUGAGGAGGAGCAGAAGGAGCUGGAGAGGAAGAGAAGGAGGGAGCUGUACAAAGAGAAGAGGUUCUUCUGUGAACUCUGUAACAAAGGUUUCCACCAGAAACACCAGCUGAGGAAACACGUGUCCUGUCACCUCAAACCUUUCCCCUGCAGCUCCUGCGACAAAGGUUUCUACAAGGCCAAGAGUCUGCAGAAGCACCUGCUGAGCCACCAGCUAAGGGAGGCUCAGGAGAACGACCCUGACAAGCUGCUGCGUUGCAACCAGUGCAACAGGAAGUUCAGGUUGCUGCGGCAGCUCAGAGUCCACCAGGCGUCUCACCGGCUGGAGAAAACGUCGCUGCAGUGCCGCGUCUGCAACCGCACCUUCACCUCGGCGGGCGCACUGCGCUACCACGAGGUUUCGCACGCGCAGGUCAAGCCCUUCAUGUGCGACGUUUGCGGGAAAGGCUUCACCAGGAAGAAGAGCCUCCGCGAACACCAGACCGUGCACACCGGCGCCCGGCCGUACGCCUGCCCCGCCUGUGGAAAGAGCUUCUCCACCGCCAGCAACCUGCGCGUCCACAAGCGGUCGCACUCCGAGGAGCGGCCGUACAAGUGCUGCGAGUGCGACAAGGCCUUCAAGUGUAAGAUGGGGCUGCUGCAGCACCGAGUGGUCCACUCCGGAGAGAAGCCCUUCAUGUGCCAGACCUGCGGACUCAGCUUCGGCCUCAAGUACAACUUCCAGAGACAUCUGCGCCUCCACAACGGAGAGAAGCCCUUCAGGUGUGAUAAAUGUGGAGAGGGCUUCACGGGUACCUGGGCUCUGAAGACCCACAUGCUGGUUCACGGCGUGGAGAAGCCGUUCAUGUGCGACCUCUGUGGGAAGACGUUUUUCUACAACUGCCAGUUGCAGAAGCACCAGCAGCUGGUCCACGACAACAAGGACCGGCAGAAGGCCGGCGGGGUGGCGGGCAGACGGCGGCCGACCGUAGCCAAACCCUACGGCUGUAAGACCUGCCUGAAGAGCUUCAGCAGCAACACCACGCUAAGGACGCACGAGAAGAGCCACGCCGAGAACAAGGACUUUACCUGUGACACUUGCGGGAAGUCCUUCCACCUGCGCCACCUGCACCUUUACCACAUGAGGCAGCACAGCGGCGACCGGCCGUACGUCUGCAGCAUCUGCCAGAAAGGCUUCCUGCUGAUGUCGCAGCUGAAGCAGCACGAGCUCCUGCACACCGGAGUCAAGCCUCACAAGUGUGAAGAGUGCGGCAGAGAGUUCAGAACGCCGCAGAACUACCACCGCCACUUGCUGGUCCACACCGGCGAGAAACCCUAUGAGUGCGUGGUGUGCAGCAGGAAGUUCAGGCAGUCCAACCAGCUCAAGUCUCACAUGCAGAUCCACACCGGGGUGAAGCUGUACACCUGUGAGCGCUGCGGUCAGGGCUUCUCUGACUCGAGGCAGCUGAAGAAACACCGAUGUGGAGACGAGUUCCAGAGCUGCGAGUCGAGCAGCAAACGCAGGAAGCAGAAGAGCAGCUUCCCCUGGACCAAGAGCUUCACACAGCUAGCCUAGCAUAGAGACUGGAAACAGCUAGCCUAGCCUAGCAUAGAGACGGGAAACAGCUAGCCUAGCAUAGAGACUGGAAACAGCAAUCCUAGGCUAGCAUAGAGACUAAACAGCUAGCCUAGCUGAGCAUAGAAACUAAAUACAGCUAUCCUUGCUGAGCAUAGAGACAAACACAGCUAGCCUAGCUGAGCAUGGAGCUAACCACAGCUAGCCUAGCUGAGCAUGGAGCUAAACACAGCUAGCCUAGGUCUGUCCAAACCUCUCUCUCAAACAAACCGAAUUAUUUCUUGUCAAUAACAGCGUAUCAAUAUUGACAGACCGACAUAAGAUUAUUAUCCAUCCAAUAAUAUACACGUCAAAACUGAAUAAUCCCAGAAUGUUGUACAAUGGCUUUCAAACAUUUCUCUAUUUUUAUAUUUUUUUAAACAACAUUUGUGAAAAACAUGAUAAAUACAGUUCAUAGUUUCUUAUGAGUUGUAUAGUGGACGGGCAAUGUCUUGUUUUGUGUUCUGUUCACUCAGUUUUCAGUUGAAUUAAAGGGCCGGUUCACUUGUC
Molecule: messenger RNA, 3282 nt
Organism: Pseudoliparis swirei
Lineage: Eukaryota; Metazoa; Chordata; Actinopteri; Perciformes; Liparidae
Product: zinc finger protein 883-like
Exons: 5
Coding region: 886-2733 (615 amino acids)
Biological process (GO): regulation of transcription by RNA polymerase II
Cellular component (GO): nucleus
Molecular function (GO): DNA-binding transcription activator activity, RNA polymerase II-specific; RNA polymerase II cis-regulatory region sequence-specific DNA binding
Source: RefSeq, a predicted model, not a curated record